Molecule: messenger RNA, 1349 nt
Organism: Callorhinus ursinus (northern fur seal)
Lineage: Eukaryota; Metazoa; Chordata; Mammalia; Carnivora; Otariidae
Source: RefSeq, a predicted model, not a curated record
CGCUUUGUCCCUCGUUUCGUAUUUCGACAGUGAGACACACCAGAGCGGGGUUCUUCCGUGUCACCCCGCGGGGACUGCCCGCACCGACAGGUGCCCAGUGCUCUGCUCCCCGGGCGAACCCUGUAGCCACUUCGGGGGGCUUUCGUGUCUCCGCCCCCUGACGAGUGACAGGAGUCUCCUAAAGGUCCCAGAGCUUUUCCGGGGACACUGCGGACACUCCGCGCCCCGCUACGUCGUGGGCGUUCGAGAGUGGGACGACAGCCCUUCCCUCGCGAGGGGCCUGGGGCGGCCCGACACCCGUCCCGUGGGGCCUGGCAGCCCAGGAGCCAAUGGGCGCCCUGGCGCGUGGCUCACGUGCUCUGCUCUUCGUUCUACGUUUGUACCGUGUCUUUCUGAGACUGUGGCCUUCUUCCCACACGAUAGCAGUUCUAACACUGCGGUUUAUGUCGCUUUUUGGUUUUUGUGUAUCAGCAGUCAGGCCCACGUUCUCAGUGACUCACAUCUCCGUGCCGGGGAUGUUAGCGGGUUGUUCGUACACUGCUCGGGAGUGUUCUCACCCUGCUGGUGAGUCGGCCCGAAGUCGUGCAGCUCCUGACUGCCCUGGUUACCUUGCGGUGUUAGGAGCGGGUGCUCCUCCCACAGGACUACCCCGAUCCUGAGUUUCUUCCUGACUCCUGGGAUGUAAGACAAGUGACUCCGGUCCUGAGCGAUUGUCGUGCAAGAUGUCCACCGAGCUGAGAGAAGGCGCAGCCUCGACUCCUGUGCUCCACACUGCAGAGGAACAGGAGGGGCUGAGUGCAGUGAAGGUGCACGACGAGGAGGGCCAUUCUUGGGAGCAGAAGCCUAGGCAGCUAGGCAAGGUGCACCUUCAUCAGGAGCUUUUCCAUCAACGCUUCAGACACUUCUGUUACCAGGAGGUCCCAGGACGAGAGGCCCCGAGCCGGCUCCGGGAGCUCUGCCGUCAGUGGCUGCGGCCGGAGACGCACAGCAAGGAGCAGAUCGUGGAGCUGCUGGUGCUGGAGCAGUUCCUGACCAUCCUGCCCGAGGAGCUGCAGGCCCGGGUGCGAGGAUGUCGUCCGGGGAGCGGGGAGGAGGCGGUGACUGGGCUGGAGGACCUGGAGACAGAACUCGGAGGUUCAAGCCAGUGCACGCUACAGACAAGAAGUGCUAUGGAAGGGAGCAGGACUCGUAAGCCUUGCAGAGUGGCUGCUGACUCUCCAGCCAAAGUGCAAUCCUUGGGAGUACAGUCCUGUGCAAGAGAAUGCAGGAGAUGAAACCAGGACUGUGACUGGUGAAUUAGCUCCAAAGCAGAUUUCUGCAGAAAGGAAUUCAUUGAGUGUUUUCCAGGA